Messenger RNA from Apis florea (little honeybee), 820 nucleotides. RefSeq lists its product as uncharacterized. NCBI's taxonomy places the organism in Eukaryota, Metazoa, Arthropoda, Insecta, Hymenoptera, Apidae. The record is from RefSeq and is a predicted model, not a curated record.
UUGUAAUAACGACAGUUAAAAAUAAACAAAAACCGUAAGAAAUUACAGGAUUUCUAAAUUGAUAUUUUAAUAGAAAAUUGGAUCGAUGACAGGUAUCGUAACACGUCGAGUGCCAACUCCUCGGGCAUAAUGGCGUGCAUCGCGUGCCAGACGAACGCCAGACGAUCGAUUACUCGGUACAGUAGAAAUUCUCACGCAUGUCUCGCAUGAUAACAAGCGCAAACACGAGAUGUUGAUGAUUGUUUGGUGAAAAGCAGAAAAGUGAAAAGAAAGCACACAGCGUUACCAGGAUCCUUGCGCGUUGGGCGGAGUUUCUCAGAACAUUUUAUGGAGACGAUUCGCCUCGCUAAUUUCAGCUGCAUGUAUAUAAACCUUAGAUUUGUACCGAUCGCGAGCAGAGAUUGUCCGUUUCUCAAAGCGGUUAAAAUAUCUUUGCUUGCAAAGCAGUUAAAUUUUCUCAUUUAUCCAGAAUGAAAGGAACAUUUUUGUUAUGCUAUUGCUUUAUUGGCGUUGCUCUUGCUGCUACAACAACCAAUCGAAUCGAAGAAGGUGAUUAUCCAUGUUCCCUAUCGGGUGAAGAACGUGAAGCACGUGCACACGAUUUACAAAAUAAUUCCGCAUUAUCACGAAGAUAAGAAGGAAGAUUUCGAGGAGGAUAAAUAUGAAAUUUAUUAGAAAUAAUUUUAAUUAUAAGUAAAUAAUAUAUAUAUAUAUAACAUAGUGCAUAGUAUAAAAUUCAACCCAACGAAUAUAGUUAGUAGAAAAAGUAUUCAAAUAUGUAUAAUAGUAGAUUCUCUCAAAAAGAUGUUUUACCAGUAUA